CGGAAGUUGGCACGUUCAGCGGUAGAAAGACUGGAGACGCCAGCCUCGACGGAGACCUUUGACUGUAUGUAUAAAACGGCCAAUACUACGAAGAAUGUCAACCAUGUCCGCUGCUUUUUACAUCUGCCUUCUCUGUUUGGGCUUCCAAACCAACACCGUCGGAGCACAGCUGCCUGCGCCAGACAACUUGACCAUGAUCACCAUGAACACCAAUUAUACACUGAGCUGGGAUUGGGACCAGAGAUCUGCAGAGAGUCACGCUGUCAACUUCACCACACAAUAUGUUGCGAAGUUCAAGCUGAAGUCUAAGAAAAAGAGUCCGAGCUGGAAUAUGGCUUGUGAGAAGACGUCACGUAGGUCAUGUGACCUUACAGAGUUGAAGCUGUACUACCUGGGCAUCUACAUGUUUCGUGUACAAGCCAAUGUGAACGGGCGUUUCUCUGAGUGGGUGCUGAAGGAGUUUUGCCCUGAUAAAGAUGCUGCUCUGGGUCCUCCAUCCAAAGUGGGUCUUUCUCCUGCUGGAAGUGACCUGGACAUUUUUAUCUCUGACCCUCUGACCAGCACUAACAGCUCCAUGAAGGAGCAUCAUAGUGAGCUGUACUACCACAUCCUCUACUGGGAAAGCUCUGUAGACACACAGGCCUUCAGAACACAGACUUUGACAAGCAGUGCCAACGUGGUGACUUUGUCAAACCUUAAGGCCUGGACUAGGUACUGUGUGAGCAUCCAGUCAUGCUAUGACUUCUACAACAAGAGCAGCAGCUUCACCUCAUCCCUCUGCAUGCAGACUGAAGGUUCCACUCCGUGGUGGCAGAUCGUUGGGUACUUCCUGGUCUCUCUGGUGAGCUGCUUCUUGUUCAUGCUGCUCUCACUCUACAGCUCCUUUUGGGGCUACAAGUACCUAAAGUCAACAUUCUACCCCUCCGUCCAGCUGCCUACUCACUUCCAGUAUCUUUGUGACUCCUCUGGGUCUGACAUUCCUGGCCUCCUCACCCCAGAUUCAGACUCCGAGCUGUUAUGUGAUAAGGUGUCUGUCUGUUCAGAGCUACCGGUCCUGGAAAUCCACAACGCUCCUCCAGAGUUUCUGCCGGCGCCCCCAUCAGGACUGGAGCAGGACAGCAGUGGCAGACACAGUCGCCAGGACAGCAGCGGCAGUGGAGACUCAGGCGUGUACUCCACGGGGGGCAGCGCCAACUUGCAGCAGCCCAACACCGGCCAAGACUCUGGGAAGAGCCCCGUUGACUUGGAGCAGGUGAAGAUGCAGGACAUGGCUCCAGGGCUCAAGACUCAACUUCUGUUCGCAGACGAGGGCAUUGUAGACAUGUGUGUCUGAAGGCAGGCACGCAAAUAGACGUUUGUUGGGAAGAGCAUUAAGCAAAGAUAUUAAGGAAGAUGGAGGUUUGUGGAAAAUGUGCAUUGUGCCUUUUCUCCAGCUGUCACUGUGAAACAAGGGGAGGAAAGAAAGAAAUCAGAAGGCUCAAGAUGAUGAGUUACAGACUCAAAGUGAUGUUUCCAACUCCCAGGACUGGUGAGGUCUUCACUGUUGACGCAUCUCUCUUUACAGAUGCUUUUGAAGAUGCAGACCCUAACCAGGAAGUACUGUUCCAUGCUGAUUUUAAUAUGUUGUACAUUUCCUUCACCUUGUGUCCAACAGCAACUGUCUUCACCGUCACGCUGUGAGUGGUUGCUGAAUGUGGGCGAGAGGAUUAGAGUCUAUCUGUGUAGCAGUCUGCUUUAAUAAUGGUUUUAAGAGUCAAAUCAUGUUUUUUUUAUCUUCCUGUCCUAUUGCUUUAAUGAGGUAACAUAAAUAGCUUAAAGGUGCUAAUAAGGUUUGAAUAAAUCUAAGCAGAAGUAGUCACCCAGUGUGACUUCAGAACAGUAGAUGUGGGAGGCUUUGAAUGGAGUUGACAACCUCUUGAAACAGGAGCUCUGUGUUCAAUGUUGGUUUUGGAGGCUGGCGUUUGUGGGGCUGUUUAACUGUAUUGUGUCUGUUAUUAGGCCAAAAGAAAAGAAGACCUGUAGGAUAAUAAUGCAAUACAAUUCAACAGUGCUGGGCAUUGCCAGUGAAAGUUGAGACCUACGGACAUUGUGAUGUUUAAUAUUUAAAUGUGUGUGUUGUUGAGAAGAACUCUUCUUUAAACAGGCUUUUUGGACCUAAACAGGGUUUGGUUUGCAGUUGAUGAGCACUCCAUACAAAACAGCUACUUGAUGAGUUUCUCUACAUAAAAUGAACAUACUAUAUUACAUACUUAACUGUUGUGUUUCUGUGUGGAAAAGAAAUGAAGGACUUUUUCAAUUUUCAUCAUCCAAUCAGUAAAGAAAUGCAAUCUGAUUUAUACCCAGAUAAAACAUUAAUGGUGACUAUAAGCAAGGUUUUGUUUUUUAUGUGCAUAUAUUAACUUAUUAUAUGUGCCUCAAGCAUUUGAAUACAUUUAUGAUUCUUAUAGAAUCUUGGUACUAUACUAGUUUAAAGUUUAAUUUCAUUUGUAUCAAAUAUUUCUUUCUCAGAUUUGUCACUGGAUUAUUUCCAACUCUGUUUUCAUGUUUGUUUUUAUGUUUUGAGGAAGAAAACAGAAGUUGCGUCUCCACUUCCAGUUCUACACAGCCUCAGUUGUUCCUGUUGUUUCCCUCACAUGUAUCUGUGUCCACAAAGACAGAAAGAAGCUUAGCAAACAUAUUUUGUGGGGGGAAAUAGAGAGGGAAAGGGGUGUCGGUGUACUUGUACAGUUUAUUAAACAACUUCCAUCUGCUUUAUAACAACAAAUUGCCUUUUCCUGAAUCUGCAAGGCUACAGUAGGACGUAUGGGUGACAUGAGGUGGCAAGUGAAAAACACAACUGAUCUGCAUGUAGAAUGUGAUGCUAACACAACGAAUAUGAAUUCAAGGCACAAUGUGCACUUUUUUUAGGGUCUUCAAAUAAUUACAAUCUAUUAAAUGCAACAGGCUUUCAAAGCUUUUAGAAAACUAUCUGGACAAAGUUUGAUUGCAUCCUUUAUUGCAAUUGCCAAUCUGCAUUGCCUCAACAUGUUGCCCAUCACCGUCCACUGCAACUUGAAGUUGUACAGAAGCAUAUUGUGAAGUAGUGAAGUGAGUGGUGAUGUCAGUGUACGUCUCUGGCCUCACAUCCACCAACUAUUGCAUCUAUAGCCCCGUGUUAAUGGACAAUCAUGAAAAUGAAAUAAAUCUCUUCCAAUACCAAA
Molecule: messenger RNA, 3200 nt
Organism: Cottoperca gobio
Lineage: Eukaryota; Metazoa; Chordata; Actinopteri; Perciformes; Bovichtidae
Product: interferon alpha/beta receptor 1b-like
Exons: 8
Coding region: 95-1333 (412 amino acids)
Biological process (GO): cytokine-mediated signaling pathway
Cellular component (GO): plasma membrane
Molecular function (GO): interferon receptor activity; protein binding
Source: RefSeq, a predicted model, not a curated record